Messenger RNA from Oreochromis aureus, 1032 nucleotides. RefSeq names its product G-protein coupled receptor 26-like. Gene Ontology annotation, biological process: adenylate cyclase-activating G protein-coupled receptor signaling pathway. NCBI's taxonomy places the organism in Eukaryota, Metazoa, Chordata, Actinopteri, Cichliformes, Cichlidae. Bases 1 to 1032 code for a protein of 343 amino acids. The record is from RefSeq and is a predicted model, not a curated record. Gene Ontology annotation, cellular component: membrane. The transcript has 3 exons. Gene Ontology annotation, molecular function: G protein-coupled receptor activity.
AUGAGCAUACCGGAGUUCCUUCUGGAAGUGUCCAUUGUGAUAAUAGCUGUUGUCUCUCUGCUGACCAACUUGUCGGUACUGCUAUGUUUCGUUCAGAGCAGCGAUUUAAGAGCCCAUGUGCCAGGAAUCUUUAUGAUAAAUCUCUCUUUAUCUAACAUCCUCCUCAGUAUUAUCAACAUGCCUGCCACUUUUCUGGGGGUGGUCAGUGGCGCAAACCCCUUGGGGGACUUGUUCUGCCACGUCGUCAGCUUUGCUGAGACUUUUAUCACCAGUAAUGCCAUGCUGAGCAUGGCGGCGCUGAGCAUGGACAGGUGGAUAGCGGUGGUAUUUCCUCUGAGAUACUCUAGCAAGAUGCGCUACAGGGACGCUUUUCUGAUCGUGGCCUACUCCUGGCUUCACUCUCUCAUCUUUUCUGUCACUCAGCUGAUGAUGGACUGGGGAGGCUACAGCUACACUUAUGCCUCAUGCACAGUUCACCUGGACUCGGAGCAGGCGUCUCAGCUGGGAAUCUACGCCACCUUCACAGCGCUGUUCCACGGUAGCAGCUUUGCGCUCUGCCUCCUCGUCUUGUGCUUCGCUUACCUGAAAGUUUUGAGAGUGGCUAAGUCACACUGCAAGAGGAUAGAUGUAAUUACAGUGCAGACUCUGCUUCUGUUGGUUGAUAUCCACCCCAGUGUGAAGGAGAGGUGCCUAGCGCAACGGAAGAAGAGAAAGCAGCGCGCCACUAAAAAGAUCUGCAUCUUCAUUGGCUCCUUCAUCCUCUGCUUUUCACCAUAUGUUAUCACCAGGUUGGUGGAAUUGUUGCCCUCUGUGCGCAUCCCUCGUUACUGGGGCAUUGCCACCAAAUGCUUGUUCUACGCCAAGGCUUCCAGUGACCCAUUCGUCUAUUGUCUUCUGCGGCAGCAGUACAGGAAGGUCCUGGUUAGUAUCAUCAGCCGAGUUGUAGGAAAAGAUCACUACUUCCUGUCUGUGACCAGCGCAAGCAGCACAUUUGACACCACAGAUGACAGCUGUCUUGCCAGGAUUACUUGA